UUUUUGUUAAAAUUAUUAUACUUAAUCAGAAGCUCUAAUCAGUUGAGCUUCAACCUCAAUCCCUCCACUCUUUUCUCACAUAUCGACGUGCCGACGAAGCAAAAAGCGGUGGCAGAGAGAUCCAGAAGAAGAAGAAGCAGAGACUGAAAUCAGAGAAUAGAGAAGACUUAUUACCUGUCGGCGUCACCAAUCCAAUUCGAACAGAGAAUCAAUGGCUUCUGAUAAAAACAUUCGAUGCCAUCAUUGCGCAGGUCCCCUUUCAAAAGAGAUGGAAACCAGUAAGUGGACCGUUGCACCUCUUAUUAGGGAUAGCUUUUCUAUGAUUGGUUCUGCUGUUGGUGGCACCACAAGUGCAUUCUAUGGAUUCCAUCAUGUUAUGCCAGUUGUCCAUAGAUGGGUAAAAGGACCGAUGUGGGUACAUUUUCUCGUUGGUACACCACCUGUGAUAGUAUUCUCCUCAGUAUGCGCAGGACUGGCAGGUGGGGCUGUUCCUGCUUUAGCACAACUUGUUUCUUCAUCUUACCACGCAGCACAAUCAUCACCUCCUUCAGAGGAUGAUAAGAUUCAGAAGUCAAGAACUUCAUCCACUCUCUAAUAUGAAAAUCUAUCUUAUACACAUGCAUAUAGUGGCUUUCUUCUACCAUAAGUGUGCAAAGAGUUUUGUUGUUCUCUUGUAAAUACUGCAUUCCAGAUUUAAUGCUCCACUUUGUAAUUUCACCUCCCAAAAUCAGUACUAGUGGAAUUCAUCAUAAAAUAUCUUAUAGUUUUGCUUGUUA
This is a messenger RNA of Lathyrus oleraceus (garden pea), 776 nucleotides long. RefSeq lists its product as uncharacterized. The record is from RefSeq and is a predicted model, not a curated record. The transcript has 7 exons. NCBI's taxonomy places the organism in Eukaryota, Viridiplantae, Streptophyta, Magnoliopsida, Fabales, Fabaceae. Bases 212 to 595 code for a protein of 127 amino acids.